Messenger RNA from Pygoscelis adeliae (Adelie penguin), 1329 nucleotides. It is a transcript of the gene NEU4, whose product is annotated as sialidase 4. The transcript is spliced from 5 exons. Gene Ontology annotation, biological process: ganglioside catabolic process; oligosaccharide catabolic process. NCBI's taxonomy places the organism in Eukaryota, Metazoa, Chordata, Aves, Sphenisciformes, Spheniscidae. The coding region runs from base 1 to 1329 and encodes 442 amino acids. The record is from RefSeq and is a predicted model, not a curated record. Gene Ontology annotation, cellular component: membrane; lysosome; cytoplasm. Gene Ontology annotation, molecular function: exo-alpha-sialidase activity.
AUGGGCGCCCGGUACUUCCCUGCCCGGACCGUGCUCUUCGAGAAGGAGUCCAACGGCGUCACGUACCGUGUGCCUGCCCUGCUUUACCUGCCCUGCGUGGCCAAGCUGCUGGCUUUCGCGGAACUGCGCCGUGGCCCCGUCUACAGGAGCUACGUGGAGUGGGAAGACAUGCGCGUGCUGGAGACGGCGACGCUGCAGCACCACCGGUCGAUGAACCCCUGCCCGCUCUAUGACAAGUUCACUGGCACCCUCUUCCUUUUCUUCAUCACGGUGCUGGGCAGGACACCUGAAGCCUACCAGAUUGUCACCGGCCAAAACGUCACCCGCCUCUGCUGCGUCACCAGUGCUGACCAGGGCCUGAGCUGGAGCAUGGCCACAGACCUGACGCAGCAGGUCAUUGGUGGGGCCAUCAAAGACUGGGCGACAUUUGCGCUGGGCCCUGGGCACGGGAUCCAGCUGCGGUCCGGCCGGCUGCUGGUGCCUGCCUACAGCUACCACAUUGACUGCAAAGAGUGCUUCGGGCAGCUCUGCAAGACCACCCCUCACUCCUUCGCCUUCUACAGCGAUGACCACGGCCGGGGCUGGCGCUUCGGGGAGUUCAUCCCCAACCUGCAGACGGGUGAGUGCCAACUGGUCUCGGUGGACGAGGAGGAUGGCUCCAACGUCCUCUACUGCAACGCCCGCAGCCCCUUGGGCUUCAGGGUCCAGGCGCUCAGCACGGAUGACGGGGCUGUCUUCCACGGGGGGCAGCUGGUCCAGCGGCUGGUCGAGCCCCCCCAUGGCUGUCAUGGCAGUGUUGUCGGCUUCCCUGCACCUUUCGUCUAUGUCCCUGAUGCCUCCCGGGACACCGUGAUUCCCCUCCAAGGCUCGGCUCACCGGCUGCUCCCCAGGAGCAGCACCUCGGUCCGAGGGGACCCCAGGGCAACUCCCAGCCCUGCUGCCUUCUUCCAAGCUCCAACAUGGGUCCUCUACUCCCACCCCACCAGCCCCAUGUCACGGGUCAACAUGGGGGUUCACCUGAGCACCUUCCCCAGGGAUGCAGAGAGCUGGACUGAGCCGUGGGUCAUCUAUGAGGGCCCAAGCGCUUACUCAGACCUGGCUUACAUGGAGCUGCCCUACAACGAGGCCUCCAUCUCUGGUGGCCCGGCCAUCGCUUUCGCCUGCCUCUACGAGAACGGGACACGGUCACCCUAUGAGCAGAUCUCCUUCAGCAUGUUCACACUGCACGAUGUGCUCCAGAACAUCCCCCUGACAGCCACUGCUCCCUGGAGGGACAGUGGUCCCCCACACCGCAGAAAGCAGGGGCGAAGGAGCUGCCUUGUCUCCUAG